This is a messenger RNA of Sphaeramia orbicularis (orbiculate cardinalfish), 2456 nucleotides long. Its product is annotated as glial cell line-derived neurotrophic factor-like. Gene Ontology annotation, molecular function: receptor tyrosine kinase binding; growth factor activity; glial cell-derived neurotrophic factor receptor binding. The transcript has 2 exons. Gene Ontology annotation, biological process: negative regulation of neuron apoptotic process; peripheral nervous system development; positive regulation of branching involved in ureteric bud morphogenesis. NCBI's taxonomy places the organism in Eukaryota, Metazoa, Chordata, Actinopteri, Kurtiformes, Apogonidae. Bases 459 to 1328 code for a protein of 289 amino acids. The record is from RefSeq and is a predicted model, not a curated record.
GAUGGACCACCACACGUCAGCACCACUCCCUGUCUCUCCGGUUAAACCCUCUCUCCUCUUACGGCUCCGUCGGGAUUGAUGGUGGGAGUGGGUGUCACGGCGCUGUAACGCAUACGGUGUGGACUGAGUGGAGAUCGAUGAGAGGACUGGAACCUGGGACUAACUGGGUUGUCUCCGCCGUUGGAUGUGUCGGUUUGCAUUAAACUUCACCGGGAAGUCUUGGCUGAGGUUCUAUGUGCGUUUUAGUGCUCGGUUAGUUGCGCCUUGGAUGUUGCGCCAUGCUGCGUAACGUUUGCCAGCUGGCAUGUGAGUGACCCAUAGCGUGCUGUUCACAGUGUGCAGACAAAUAAUCCAUUUUUGUGCAUCAUUCUGAGUCAGGAACCCCAGCUCCUAUGAGUGCACCCCACCCUCUGUUCUCCAACUCUUAAAUCCACCAUGCGGUUGUUCGCAGUUGCCAGAUGAUACUUUGGGAUUUUGCAUCGCCAUGUCCUUCUGUCGGACUGAAGUGGACAAUGAAGUUAUGGGAUAGCCUGACCACUUGUUUGAUACUGCUGAGCGCCGUGCACGCCAGCCCGCUGCACCGGAACCGACAGCAGUCCACGUUCAGCAAGAGGAGAACGCGCGCCGCCGAGAGUCCCCUGGAGCUCCCGCCGGUCCAGAUCCGCCUGUCUGUCACCUCACCGGGCAUCAGCCGGUCUGAGACGGACACGGAGCAGUGGGAAGAGACGUUGACUGGAGGAGAAAAAUACAUAAUGGAGGUGCCCCUCCCAGACGAGCUUGAAGAUGUGGUGGACUUCAUCAAAGUGACUAUCAGUAGAAUACACCACUUUUCUUUAUCCACCGAGUCCACAUCUACCUCUUCAACCACCUCCUCCUCCUCCUCCUCCUCCUCUGAACAUAGCUUGAGCAGCAGGACUCGACACAGAAGGGAGAAAAAGAGAGGACCGGGCCAGCCGAGUGGGGGACGAGGAAGAGGAGCUAAAGGGGGAGAGAUGGGGAGGAAGGGUAGAGGAGGGGGCUCCGGUGGACGGGGUCAAGGAUGUGUACUGAAACAGAUCCACCUCAACGUGUCGGACCUGGGUCUGGGCUACCGCUCCAGUGAGGAAAUGAUAUUCAGGUACUGCUCUGGACCCUGCAGGAAGUCUGAGACAAACUAUGACAAAAUCCUUUUCAACCUGGUUCACAACGGGAGGCUUCCUUCUAAAGACACACCUCCUCCUGCCUGCUGUCGGCCAAUAGCGUUUGAUGAUGAUCUCUCAUUUCUGGAUGACAAUCUCAUCUACCACACCGUGAGGAAGCACUCUGCCAGGAAAUGUGGUUGUGUGUGAAAGCACUGUGUCAUUUAAAGUAUAUUUUCACAUUCUGAUGAACCUGGUGGCAGUAAAUGUGGCCUUGUGUGACCUGGAUCCACUGGUUAAGACAGACUAAAAAGAGGAGGGGGCAUCAUCAGUUAUCGACACCCAGUCAUCUCCCUCAUCAGCAUAUUAAUGCUUUCCUUUUCUGUCCAAAAUCUACAUCUCUAAUGUGUUCAGUGUGAUUUUAAUGGGUAUUGAACUAAAAAACCAAUACCAGUCACAAACAAUGGACCAUUCUGCCGACUGUACAGCACAUACUGUAUGUUACAUGGAAAAAGUUAUACACAUAUGAACUGUAUUUAUGAAAUAUGGAAUUUAUUAACUUAUUAGUAUUUAUUUUGUUUUUUUUAUAAAGUGAAUAAAUGUUAUUUAUUAUUGUAAUGUGAUAUUUUGCAGUGUGCCAAAGAUUUACACAAAAACAACAGUUCAGAAACAAUCUCUACACAAGUUUAUCUCAUUUUCCAUGAAUUUUUGUAACAUCUGACAGCAUUGCAAGCAAGCGUUUUUUGGUCUUGUGACUUAAAUAAUAGGUAACACUGGUCUACAAUUUAUUUUUAUUUUUUGAAUUUACCUGCCUCAGAGAUUAAAUGUGCUAAAUCUUACUUUUUUUAAUAAGAGGAAUGGGGAAAACAAAUGACAAAAGUGCUGGUUAGUUGAUGUUUUCAGUGAAUAUGAUUAAGUGUUAUUACAUUAUGUACAUUUAUACAGUAGAUUUAUAAAUGUUCCACAAGAAAGAACAUGCAAGGUGAAUGUAUUGUAUGUGCAGACAAUGUUUUGAAGUAGAUCUGGUAGCUCUGAGACAAACAUUCAUUUUGAGUAAAACCCAUUUUCUCAUAAAUUCUCAUUAUUUCACAUUUUAACCCAAGACUAUACGUUGGAAACUACAGCCAAACAGCAUUUUUGACAAUGUUAGCGACUCAACCUUAAUGAAGUUUUCCUACGUUUAUUCUGGAGGCAUUUUACUUGUAGACCAGUGUAAUAGUCUUUUCCUAGAUUAAUCAUUGCCUAAGCCACACAAGGCCUCUACAGUUUAAAUAGAGCUUUAUUUUUAUACAGUACACAUUUGCCUAAUGUAAUUGAUAAUAAACACAUUCUUUCCCA